GCCUAAGCGAGACGAACAACCACAAAUUUAUUGAAACGAAAAAAAAAACUUAGCUACUGCACUCCGCGUCGCCUCUACAGAACUAGAUACAUUUUUCCACGUCUCCGCGUGCGAGAGGGAGAUGCAUGCCAAACAGUAAGUGCGAGCGAGACGGCUAUGUUUCCGCGGGUAGCGCGCGCAGCUAAACGGCCGGUCAUGUGGGCGCUGCCGGUGUUGCGCACGCGCGGCUACCUCGCCGCGGCUGAGUUCCACGCUCACGCUGCGUCGCUCGGCUCGCUUAGCCCGUGUGACCUUUACUUGGUGAACUUAGGAAGCGUCGUUCGCUGUGAAACUUCCAUUAGAACCCCUCCGUCCCCCGCGACAGUGAUUCUUUGGACCUCCAGCGCAGCAGCACCAGCAUUGGAGCGAGAGAGAUGGCUGGCGGUCGUCGGCGCCGUGGCUAAAGGCGCUCAAGCCCCGCCCGUCGUAAGCAUCACAUCUUAGACCAGACAAAAUGUUCGCCGUGAUGCAAAUUGACGAGGACCACACACGGGAUUUCAGACGCAAACUGCGCCCAAAAUGCGAGUUCGUCUGCAAGUACUGCCAGCGUCGGUUCACGAAAUCUUACAACCUGAUGAUACACGAACGGACCCAUAAGAGUCCGGAGCUCUCCUUCAGCUGCGAGGUUUGCGGAAAGACUUUCAAGCGGCAGGAUAAUCUGCGUCAGCACAGAUGUAGUCAAUGCUUGUGGCGGUGAAGGUGAUGGAAGCACGAUCCUACUACAGCGGUCUCUCUUACACAAAUAGAAGAUAGCCAUUACAACUCUAACAAGGAGACCAUGUACUUACGAUGGUGAUCAAAGACGUUCAAAAUUAUGACGUCAUCAACGCCCUUGACGACCUAGGGCUGCUACUUUACAUAACAGUAUUCGUGCUUCGUCAGUAACACCGCCAGAAUGGGAUAUUGCAAUGUUUCGGAUAUAAUUUUUUGUUAAUUUCGGAUUCCAUAUUCACAUUCGCUUUUUUAUUGUUAUUUUUGACUACAAUGUUGUGAUAUGCAGAGCAGUGGGGUCGCUCUAAUAUUUUGACAUACGUUUGAUGUUUUCGAAUUACAAAAUUAAAUAAUAUAAAAUCAAAAUUUAAUAAAAAGUAAAU
Trichoplusia ni (cabbage looper) is the source of this 1133-nucleotide messenger RNA. RefSeq names its product protein drumstick (gene drm). Lineage: Eukaryota; Metazoa; Arthropoda; Insecta; Lepidoptera; Noctuidae. Gene Ontology annotation, molecular function: DNA-binding transcription factor activity, RNA polymerase II-specific; RNA polymerase II transcription regulatory region sequence-specific DNA binding. Gene Ontology annotation, biological process: embryo development; regulation of transcription by RNA polymerase II; embryonic pattern specification. The record is from RefSeq and is a predicted model, not a curated record. Gene Ontology annotation, cellular component: nucleus. The coding region runs from base 494 to 736 and encodes 80 amino acids. The transcript has 4 exons.